Molecule: messenger RNA, 732 nt
Organism: Echinops telfairi (small Madagascar hedgehog)
Lineage: Eukaryota; Metazoa; Chordata; Mammalia; Afrosoricida; Tenrecidae
Product: UL16-binding protein 1-like
Exons: 4
Coding region: 1-732 (243 amino acids)
Biological process (GO): positive regulation of T cell mediated cytotoxicity; antigen processing and presentation of endogenous peptide antigen via MHC class Ib; antigen processing and presentation of endogenous peptide antigen via MHC class I via ER pathway, TAP-independent
Cellular component (GO): external side of plasma membrane
Source: RefSeq, a predicted model, not a curated record
AUGGCGCCAGCUCCAGGCCCCACGUCCCUUCCUGGCCUCUUGUUCCUGAUGCAGCUGCACAGCUGGUUCUGGGUGACCCUGGCCGCCCCUCACUCCUUGUGCUACAACUUCACUGUCAUGUUUAAGCCUCCACCUGGACACCAAUGUUGUGAGGCUCAAGGCCAGGUGGAUGGGAAUACUUUCCUUCAUUAUGACUGUGGAAGUAAUGAAGUCACAGCCUUGGCUCCCCUGGGGACGAAGGUAAAUGUCACAAAGACAUGGGAGGAGCAGCUGCAAACCCUGAGAGACCUCGGGGAUCAGCUCAAACACACACCACCUGGCCCUCAAGUGGAGAAUUCCACAGCCAAGGCUCCUCUCACCCUGCAGGCCAAGAUGUGUUGUCAGCACGAAGCAGGCAGGUGCAUCAGAGCAUUCUGGCAGUUCAGCUCUGGCAGACAGACGUCCCUCCUCUUUGACUCAGAAACCACGAAGUGGGCAGAGGUUCACCCUGGAGCCAAAGUGAUGAAAGGAGAGAGGGAGGAGAAGAAUGUGACCGAAUUCUUACAGAGGGUCUCGGAAGAAGACUGCAAUCUAUGGCUGAUGGAGUUUUGGAAACACUGGGAGAAAAUGCUGGAGACAACAGCACCACCACCCAAGGCCACAGCUCAACCCAAGGCUACACUGAGUCCCUGGAUCAUCUUUGUGACCCUCACAUGCUCAACCCUGUUUAUCCUGCAAGGCCACGUUCUUUAG